AUGCCAUCACAUCAGCGGGAAGAGGUUGACCCAUCACUUCAAGCACUUGAAUCCCGCCAGGAGGAGAUCCUGAAACGCCUGUAUGAGCUGAAGAGUGCUGUUGAUGGGCUCUCAAAAAUGAUACAAACCCCAGAUGCUGACUUUGAUGUAACCAAUAUAAUUCAAACUGUUGAAUGUUCUCCUCUGACAACAAAUGGAGCAGAUUUAGAUUUGAUGCUUGGAAAGGAUUAUGGUGCCCUGAAAGACAUUGUAAUCAAUGCAAAUCCUUCUCUGCCUCCGCUGUCAUUGUUAGUGCUGCACAGCCUGCUUUGUGAACGCUACAAAAUAUUAUCAGCUGUUCACACACACUCAUCGGUGAGAACCGUGCCAGAAAACCUCUUGAAAUGCUUUGGAGAGCAGAUGAAGAAGCAGCCACGUCACAAGUAUCAGUUGGGCUUUACUCUUAUUUGGAAGGAUGUUCCCAAGCCCCAGAUGAAGUUUAGCAUUCAAACAAUGUGCCCUAUUGAAGGAGAGGGCAACAUUGCCCGAUUUCUCUUUUCCCUGUUUGGCCAGAAGUACAAUGCAGUUACUGCGACUCUGAUUGACAGCUGGGUGGAUACAGCCAUCUUCCAGCUCAAAGAAGGCAGCAGCAAGGAAAAAGGAGCAGUCCUGCGAUCGAUGAAUGCUGCCCUGGGCAAGACCUCCUGGUUGGUGGGAAAUGAACUGACUGUAGCUGACAUCGUGGCGUGGUGCGCGCUCCAGCAGACGGGUGCUGCCAACGCUGCCCCGGCCAACGUGCAGAAAUGGAUGAAGUCCUGUGAGAACCUGGCACCUUUCACCUCUGUGAUGAAGCUACUGAAGUAAGCCUGUACUUGUGAUAAUGGCGUCAUUUGUUAUCUCAUUCCACCUCAUGCCU
This is a messenger RNA of Chaetura pelagica (chimney swift), 895 nucleotides long. It is a transcript of the gene AIMP2, whose product is annotated as aminoacyl tRNA synthetase complex-interacting multifunctional protein 2. The coding region runs from base 1 to 843 and encodes 280 amino acids. Gene Ontology annotation, cellular component: aminoacyl-tRNA synthetase multienzyme complex. The record is from RefSeq and is a predicted model, not a curated record. NCBI's taxonomy places the organism in Eukaryota, Metazoa, Chordata, Aves, Apodiformes, Apodidae. The transcript is spliced from 4 exons.